UGGCCGCGACAACAAGAAAACUGAAGACAUAAACAGAUAUGAAAAAUUGAAAAUCCAUAAUGUUUAUGUUCCGAAACUGUGCUGUUCUGCUAGUGAUAGGCUCCAUAUGCUGCUUUAUAUACGGCCUGUUCCAUCUGCAGGUGGAGGUUGAGCCCAAUGCCUGCCGAAUGACCUACAUGUUUGGGGAGCCCAGGUUUGCGAAAGUUGAAGUCAAAGAUGGUGAUGACUAUCCAAAUUACGGCUUGUAUUACUAUUAUGAAGGCGUGCGACAGCCUCUGGAUCCGCUAAAACGGCGGAUGACUGGUGCUCCAGUGAUUUUCGUGCCGGGCAAUGCCGGCUCUUACAAGCAGGUGCGUUCCCUGGCCUCCGUGGCGCUGCGCAAAGCAAUUUCCGAUGAUGCAGGCCUUCACCUGGACUACUACACGAUUGAUUACGAUGAGGAGUUGUCCGCCUUGUACGGGGGCUAUCUGCCUCGCCAGCGAAGCUACCUGAAGCUCUGCAUUCGCACCAUUCUGUCGGUUUACGGCGGGCGGGCGGAACAGCCAUCCAUCGUGCUCAUUGGCCACUCCAUGGGCGGAAAGCUGGCGCAGUCAGUGCUGGUAGAUCCGGCCAUUGGCCAGCACAUCAAUACAAUUAUCAGCAUUUCCACGCCGCUGGAUCAGCCAGUGCUCAAUCUAGAUGCCCAACUGGAGGAGUUCUACGAACAGACAAACACUGUGUUGAGCAAGCUACGCACGGCCACAGUGCCCACGAUAACGACGAAUGUCUGUGAUAGCUUGCAUCAGCGACUACCGAGUGUGCAGCGUAUGGCCAGCCAGGACAGUUCGGCGCGACUUGACAACGUUUUGCUCAUUUCAACAGGCGGCGGCAAUAGGGAUCUGCUUGUGCGACCUGGACUAACUAGCUCCUCGUUCAACGAUUUGCAUGCUAUGACCUCGGCUAUACCCAAAGUUAGUCUGAGCUGCGAUCAUUUGUCCGCCGUGUGGUGCCUGCAAUUCAUGCAAGCCAUCAAUCGCUUUCUCUUCAGCAUUGCCUAUGUGCGCGAGGAUCGAUCAUCCAUCGUUUUCGGCACCAACAAGCAGCGCAAUCUUCAAUCUGCUUUAUCCACAUUUGUAAAACCACGGAGACGACAAUCCAGCACUGUACGCUUAGGAGCAGCCGGAAAUUGGCACGAGGAGCGACGUCUUGUCAUAAACAAGUACUUCACUAAUGGACUAAAAGGCACCUUCUUUGAUUUGAUAGGAUUGCAACGACAGGAGAGAUACAAAAAAAUGGCCAUCGAGGCCUUGAAUGUGGAUGACGAAGACUGGUUGUUCGGUUGCUCCGCCCAAGAGCUCAAUAAGACAGAUAUACUUUAUUGCGAAAAGGCCACCUCGUUGAUGCAUCUUGUCCAGCGGCUGCCCAAUGAAGAUCGCGAUCCCCGUAGCAUUGCAAAUUUGGAUUUGCACAAUCUGCGAAAAACUUACGUGCAGUGGACCCAUGUGCUAGUGCGCCUCCCACCGAGUACGAAGCGAAUCGGCUACAACCUUGAUAUCUACGAUCCACGAGAGCGGGUGACGGACAUCAAAAUGCCACGCUGGUACACCAUGGCCAAGCUGCCUGUUAUAAACGAAACCCUUCAAGGUACGCUGCACCAUCGAUUGCGUAUAUCAGAGAUGGUGGAUCCAUAUCAGAGCAUUCGAGUGAUUGUCGAGCCGCUGCAGUGCAUCAACCCCGAGUACAGAGUGACCGCCAGGAUAUGUGUUCCCUGGGCAGCGGGUUUUGAAAGAUUCCAGACUCUAAAAUCUUUUGAUCAGAAACCACAAUUGUAUGUUAAUGUGCCUACAUUAGUGCCCAGACAUUAUAAUACAACGCUCAAUCCUGUGACCCUUGAUCUCUAUUUGGACCCCACAUGUCGCUAUCGAAUCAGCUAUGAGUACUCCUAUUCCUCUGCUUUAUCUCGAUUAGUUCUCGAGUUCUACGGCUGGUUGCCGGCACACCUGGUCUGCGUUUUGCUGAUUGUGCUGAGAAAACAAGUUGAGACCUUCCAUAACGUGGGAACUUUUCGUAGUCUGCGUCCCUAUGUGGGUUAUCUGCAGUACACCUCGCUCUAUGUGGUCACAGCUUGUCGUAUUCUGAAGAAGCUGAUAAUCACCAGCCGCAUACUCCCAGAGCCAGAGCCCCUAGACUAUAGCAUCAAUGUUUCCAUUGUGAUCCACUGUGCAGCUAUUGCCCUAUCCCUGCUGGCCACUCUGGGCACUUGGUUGGCCCUGACGCUUUAUGGCAACGCGUUCUACCGCUUGGCUCUGCGAAUAACACGCCUGUCCCAGGCAACCUCCAAUGUGAUGAUCUCGAUCAUGACCCACUUGCCCAUUACGUACGGUAUUCUGACAAUUGCCACGGCUAUGGGAACCUGUAGCGGAGUGGGUCUUCUCCUGGCCUCUGUCUUCUAUUUCCUGAUGCUGUCGAAUGCUUAUAAGGAUUAUCUCGAAGACUUUCUCUGGCAGAAGGCGGCUAAUUUGGUGCGAGGAAAGCCUUCUGCAGUGGCAGCUCAAGAACCUUCUAGCGAGGGAGAUGCAGCAGAGGAUCAAAAUGCAGAAAGUGAUGCCCUAAAAACGACGGAGCAAGAAGAGGAGGAGGAGCCAGAGCCUUGUGUGGGCUUGCAGAACUUUUCUUUCCACAUCACUUUGCUACUGAUGUUACUUAUGCAGCUGCUGCUCAAUGCUCCUAGUAGUUUGGCAUGGGUGCGCAGUCGUCGACAUGGCAUUAGCCUGCCAGAUCCAAGUUUGUAUCCCAGCAUCGUGGUCCUGGCAUCACUUAGUUUGCUUCUGCAGUUGCGCGCUCCCCAAAAAUGUCAGGGAUACUGGAUACUGUCCAUCCUGUUUUAUGUACUGGCCGGCGUGGUCUUACUGUACUGUCAGGCGGCCAUUUACAGGUUGACUUUUGUGAUUGCUGGCGCCUUCGCCCUACUGGCUCUUCAUCAAAGUCUCUGGAUCUUAUGGCGUCGGCUGUCCCAAACCUAGUUGAAAUUAUUGUUCUGCAUGUGUUAAUUCGUUAUUUAUUUCUGCGUUAGUUAAUUCAGUCCGAGUUGGGAGUCGUGGUCGCUAAGUUAUGUAAGCUAGCUAGUUGCAAGGCAAAUAAGCCCAGAUCGGGAGCUCUCCUAGCGGGAAGUCCAAACUGGGCCUGAAUGGGCGUUGCUCUCGAUUUGCCUCGAUCGCACAUUACACGUAUUAAUUGUUUUUACGCCUGUUGCCGGCGCUUUUGGUUAGCGAUACCUCGAUAUUUUGGGUGGCAGGCACGUCAAUCUCCAUUUGGGGGAAAUGUGUGAAAAUGCCUAUAAACAGCUGCGCCAGCUGGACACACUCCUCAUCCACCCUCUAGUUUCCUUUUAUCCAAAGACAUUAUUUGUAGUAUUUUAUUUACAAUUGGUUUGUUUUCAAUGUAAGAUAAUAUUUUGUUAUUUAACAAUUGUACAGCGUUUUGUGAGAUUUCUUAGCUUAAUUUUUAAAACCAGAUUAGAAGCAAUGUAAAUUAACUGCUAAGAGUCACAUAUUUGUAAUACAUAAAGUAAAAUGUUAACUUAUUUUUCGUUAGAUUUAGUACCGCUGUUUUAUAUUUUUUGUUUAUAAGUGAUGACAAUACUUAAUUGGUUUUAUAUACUUAUUAAUCUUCCACUAGAAAUGUUUAAAGAUCAAAUUUAAAACUACUAUAAUCCGAAAGAACGUUAUGUAUAAAUGUUGUACAAAAUUUUCAUUUAGUUAAUCCCUAGUUUUACCCUUAAGCCUCACACUACUAAAAACCUUACAAAAUGUUCUCAUUUCGCAAGGUUUUUAAUUGAAGUGAGUUUUAGAGGCUUCAAAAUAAAAUUUUAUACAUUUGUAAACUCCAAA
This is a messenger RNA of Drosophila eugracilis, 3869 nucleotides long. RefSeq names its product GPI inositol-deacylase. Gene Ontology annotation, cellular component: endoplasmic reticulum. Lineage: Eukaryota; Metazoa; Arthropoda; Insecta; Diptera; Drosophilidae. Gene Ontology annotation, biological process: GPI anchor metabolic process; endoplasmic reticulum to Golgi vesicle-mediated transport. The transcript is spliced from 10 exons. The coding region runs from base 60 to 3002 and encodes 980 amino acids. Gene Ontology annotation, molecular function: phosphatidylinositol deacylase activity. The record is from RefSeq and is a predicted model, not a curated record.